Hippocampus comes (tiger tail seahorse) is the source of this 1197-nucleotide messenger RNA. It is a transcript of the gene eaf1, whose product is annotated as ELL associated factor 1. The transcript has 6 exons. Gene Ontology annotation, molecular function: transcription elongation factor activity. Bases 150 to 950 code for a protein of 266 amino acids. Gene Ontology annotation, cellular component: super elongation complex. Gene Ontology annotation, biological process: transcription elongation by RNA polymerase II. The record is from RefSeq and is a predicted model, not a curated record. Lineage: Eukaryota; Metazoa; Chordata; Actinopteri; Syngnathiformes; Syngnathidae.
CGUAUGUUUUGCUAGCAGUUAGCCUCGCGGCUAACGUUGUCGCAACUGACUUGACAACAAAAAUCGCUUAUUUGAAAAGCUUUUGUUCGUUUUUGUAUGUCGAAUUUGUGAUGAGCGUUCGGCUCCUGUGAAGACCAGAAAGGGAGAAGAUGAACGGAAGUACAAACCCGUUGCUGGACAAAGAAGAACAUGUUUUAAAGCUCGGGGAAAGCUUCGAGAAAAGGCCCAAGUCCUCCUUUCAUACCAUCAGAUAUGAUUUCAAACCGGCGUCCAUCGAUACCAGCUGCGAAGGGGAGCUGCACGUUGGCAAAGGAGACGAAGUCACCAUCACAUUGCCUCACAUUCCGGGCUCCACCCCACCCAUGACGGUGUUCAAAGGCAACAAGCGGCAGUAUCAGAAGGACUGCGUGCUCAUCAUCAAUCACGACACGGGCGGCUUUGUCCUGGAGAAACUCAGCAGUAGCAUCCAGGUCAAGAAAACCAGGGCUGAGGGCAGCAGUAAGAUCCAAGCUCGCAUCGAGCAGCAGGCGGUGCGGACCACCCAGGCGGGACCUCAGUUCCGAGCCCCCACUAAGCCGGGCACCACCGUCAAGACAUCGCCGUCGCCCUCGAAGGACGACCCCUCGCCUGAGCCGCAGCUGGACGAUAUCAAGAGAGAGCUGCGAGCCGAAGUGGACGUAAUCGAGCAGAUGAGCAGCAGCGGCAGCAGCUCGUCCGGCUCGGCCAGCGCGUCGCCCAGCCAUGGCAACAGCAGUGAUGAUGGCGGCGGAGGCGCUUGCGAACGUGACGGCAACCGCCCGCCGGGCCAAGUCCCCUCUACGCCCCCCAGCCGCCACUCCCUCGCCAACGGGGGCGCUGAGCGACCGGCGGGCGCCAACCACCAUCUCAUCAACACGCUCAGAAGUGAUCUUCAGCUCAGCGAGUCGGGCAGUGACAGCGACGACGACUGAACCGGACAGACGCGCACUGACGGACCCAACUCACCAACGCCGGCGUGACUGUACCUUUACUUUUGUUUUCCCCUCCUUUGGUCCCCCACAAAUGCAGUAAGAUAGAGUGUAUUUUUUUCAGAUGUCACAUAUUUAAUUUUGUAUGAGAGAGAGACUUUAUGGAUGGAAGAUUCUAUAUGAGAGCACGAUUUAUUUUUCAAUACAUUGUUUUUGGAGGUACAGCCUUAGUUAGGCUUUUAAUAAAAAA